Molecule: messenger RNA, 1022 nt
Organism: Cuscuta europaea
Lineage: Eukaryota; Viridiplantae; Streptophyta; Magnoliopsida; Solanales; Convolvulaceae
Source: the annotation of a GenBank genome assembly
CUUUCACCGUCUUCAUCAGCUUGUCUUUGAAGACUCCGUAAUGCGCGACUCUGGUUUUGGGCACUACAUCAGAAAAUGCAUUUAGCUGUCGCCGCAUCAACAUCGACCGCCCUUCUCCUCUUCUGCCGCCGCCGCCUCUUCUUCCCCUCCCGCCUCAAAUCCCUAAUUUUAUCUUCAUACUCAUACUCAAGGAGGUUGAACUGUAAGCCUACGUCUACCUCGGCGGGGGGUCCAUUAUCGGAGUCCAAUCUGGAGAAGCGGAACCCGAAUUCACAGCCUUGGCUUAUAGUCGGCCUCGGAAAUCCUGGAAAACGGUUCAGUGGCACUCGCCAUAAUGUUGGUUUUGAGAUGGUGGAUACAAUAGCUGAAGCAGAAGGCAUAUCAAUGAGUAGUGUUUCUUUUAAAGCCCUCUUUGGAAAAGGCUUUAUUGGAGACGUUCCGGUUAUACUCGCUAAGCCUCAGACUUUUAUGAAUUUAAGCGGUGAGUCUGUUGGAGCAAUUGUUUCAUAUUACAAGAUUCCUUUGAAGCAAGUUCUUGUGAUUUUUGAUGACAUGGAUUUACCUUUUGCAAAGUCGAGGUUAUUGCCUAAGGGUGGACAUGGAGGACACAAUGGGAUGAAGAGUGUGAUUGAUCGCCUAAAGGGAAGCCGUGAUUUCCCUCGUCUGAGAAUUGGAAUCGGAAGGCCGCCGGGGAGAAUGGAUCCUGCUAGUUAUGUUCUUCGCCCAUUCAAUAGAGAAGAACGUGCAGAGCUUGAUUUAACAUUACAAAAUGGCUUGGAGGCAGUGAGAAUUCUAGUACUUGGGGACUUUAACAGAAGCGCAACAUUUGUUAACAGUGCCAGACCAUUGCAACAAUUUAAAUAGUACUCCUACCUAAAUUAGUAUACUCAUAAUGUGGGUAGAAUUGUAGAAACCAACGAAGGUUCAUCACGGACAUAUACAGUUUGAUCUUGUGGUAGCACCACAUUUGAAUUCAUUGGGAAAUAUACAAAUAUAUAUGGAGUAGUAAAGCUUGUGCUUCA